This is a messenger RNA of Pristis pectinata (smalltooth sawfish), 988 nucleotides long. RefSeq names its product ring-box 1, E3 ubiquitin protein ligase (gene rbx1). The transcript is spliced from 5 exons. The record is from RefSeq and is a predicted model, not a curated record. The coding region runs from base 6 to 365 and encodes 119 amino acids. Gene Ontology annotation, biological process: protein ubiquitination; ubiquitin-dependent protein catabolic process. Gene Ontology annotation, molecular function: zinc ion binding; cullin family protein binding; ubiquitin protein ligase activity. NCBI's taxonomy places the organism in Eukaryota, Metazoa, Chordata, Chondrichthyes, Rhinopristiformes, Pristidae. Gene Ontology annotation, cellular component: cullin-RING ubiquitin ligase complex; nucleus.
UGCCCAUGCGCAAGAUGCUUGUAUCUGAUUGGCUGGCGGUGCCAAUAAACCGGCUCAAGCAGACAAAAUGGCGACGGCGAUGGACGUUGAUGCUCCGAGCUCCACCAACAGCGGUGUGGAAUGCAGUAGCUUUGUGGGCCUGGGAUAUUGUGGUAGAUAACUGUGCCAUCUGCCGAAAUCAUAUAAUGGAUCUGUGUAUAGAAUGUCAAGCAAACCAGGCUUCAGCAACUUCAGAAGAGUGCACUGUCGCUUGGGGCGUGUGUAACCAUGCCUUCCACUUCCACUGCAUCUCGCGUUGGCUGAAGACCAGACAGGUUUGCCCAUUGGACAACAGGGAGUGGGAAUUCCAAAAGUACGGCCACUAAACAUAACAGCAACACGUUGUGUACCUGCCAUCAGCUGUUUCUCUGGCGCACAGACUUGCAUCAUUGGCUUCCCACCCACCUUGAUUCACCUGCCUCUCUCAGAGCCUUGUGAUGGCUAUUUAUUCAGAUGACAAGGACUUUAUCAUAAAUGCCUGUGUGCAUGUUUUUUUUUAAAGAAAUGCUCUUUAAUUUCUCUGGUUGCGGACUCUUCAUUAUAAAACAACUAAAUACCUGGAAACCAUUCACACUGACUGCAGGUGGAGAACCAAAAAUGCACUCACACAGACUUGGUUUUUUCAUGUUAAUCGAAACAGAAGAAUGUGUGAGGGUUUUCUUUGGCUCUUUACCAAAGUGUAUUAUAUUUAGUAAUUUAAGUUUAGCAGAAUAUGUUACAAAAGUCUUUUUUUUCCUGAGCAAAAAGCAUUAAUUUCACAAAGACCAGUGUCAGCAAAGAAAAUUUAAUAAGGAAAAGUUAGAGUAUGAGAAAGCCAGCCAGAAAUACAAAAAUGGAUAUUAAGAGUUUCCAAACAUGUUUAAGAAAGAGGUCACAAAGUGAGCAUUGGUCCUAUAGCGUGUGGGGAAUUAGUAAUGGAAAAUAAAGACUUGCCAGAUGAAUUAAACAA